Molecule: messenger RNA, 2977 nt
Organism: Xiphias gladius (swordfish)
Lineage: Eukaryota; Metazoa; Chordata; Actinopteri; Istiophoriformes; Xiphiidae
Product: leucine-rich repeat LGI family member 2-like
Exons: 8
Coding region: 122-1756 (544 amino acids)
Biological process (GO): inhibitory synapse assembly
Molecular function (GO): protein binding
Source: RefSeq, a predicted model, not a curated record
UGUCAGGGGUUUUCUUUCCACCACAGUGCGGCAUUUUCAUGUCGCCCCGGCGGAUAAAGUAAGCCGCUGCUAGCCCUGACCUCGGUCCCUGUUUCCCUGCCAUUAAUGUUCAGGAGGCAACAUGACAUCCCCUACGCGGUGGCUACUGGCCGGUCUUGCGCUUCUGUGUAUUCGUGGAGCGGCGGAAUCCAAGCGGAAUUUCAAAUGUCCUUCAGGAUGCUCCUGCUCCAAGGAGACGAUCGUCUGUGUGGGCACUUCCCACGUCCCACGGACUGUACCGAAUGAGAUCAACUCGUUGAGCGUGGUAAAUGGAUCUCUUGCUGAAAUUACAGAGGGAAUGUUUUCCCUGAUGCCUUCUCUUCAGCUGUUGCUUCUAAACGCAAAUUCUUUGACCACAAUCAAAGAUGAUGCUUUCUCUGGUCUUCCACAUCUAGAAUAUCUAUUCAUUGAAGGGAACAAGAUUGAAACGAUCACCAAAAAUGCCUUCCGUGGCCUACGAGAUUUGACUCAUCUCUCCAUUGCCAAUAACAAGAUGAGGUUUCUGCCAAGAGAUCUCUUUUUUGACUUGGACUCGUUACUGGAACUGGAUCUACGCGGCAACUCCUUCCAGUGCAGUUGUGAGAACAAGUGGCUGAUGACGUGGCUGAGAAACACAAACGCCACAGUAUCAGAUGUCUUCUGCGCAGGCCCCGGUGCCAUGACGGGCAAGCGGCUCAGUGACCUUCCUAUUCCGCCGGGCGAGUGUAUCUCUACAGACUUUGUGCGUCAUCAGUCCAUUCCCAUUCAGUCCAUGUCAGCGGACAUCUUCUCCUUUAAAGAGGACAUCUAUGUGGCGAUGGCUGCACCAAACUCCAACAGCUGUGUCAUCAUGGAGUGGGAUCACAUUGAAAUGAAUUUCAGAAAAUUUGAUAAUAUCACAGGGAAGUCUGUUGUUGGAUGCAAGUCGGUCCUGAUCGACAACCAUGUCUUGAUAAUUGUCACCCAGCUCUUUGGUGGCUCCCACAUUUACAAGUUUGAUGAUCAACACAACAAGUUCAAUAAGUUUCAAACUAUUGAGGUCUUCAACAUCUCGAAGCCAAAUGACAUUGAGGUCUUCCAAAUGGACGGUGAUUGGUAUUUUGUGAUUGUGGACAGCUCCAAGGUAGGACUGUCCACUCUGUACAAGUGGACCAACCAACCAGGCCGUAACGAGACUGCUUUUUACUCCUACCAGUUUCUCCAUGAGUGGUUUCGUGAUACAGAUGCUGAGUUUGUCGAAGUUGACGGGAAGUCCUACCUAAUCUUAGCCAGUCGAUCUCAGUCACCCGUCAUCUACCUGUGGAACAAAAGCACCCUGAAGUUCAUACUUCACACUGAAAUCCCAAAUGUCGAUGAUGUGGUGGCAGUCAAAGCUUUUCGGGAGGAAGAUGAGUUGUAUCUGGCCAUGACCUGCUACAUCGGUGACUCCAAAGUCCUCAAAUGGACCAACAAGCAGUUCACUGAGGUGCAGGCUCUGCCCUCUCGAGGAGCGAUGAUCCUCCAACCUUUCACCUUCAAAGACAGGCACUACCUUGCUCUUGGCAGCGAUUACUCUUUCACACAGAUCUACCUCUGGGAUGUGGAGACCAAAACCUUUCACAAGUUCAAGGACAUUUAUGUGCAGUCACCUCGGUCAUUUACAGUAGUGACCAAUGACCGGAGGAAUUUCAUCUUCUCUUCCAGCUUCAAGGGCAAAUCAAUGGUUUUCGAGCAUAUUAUUGUAGAUUUAAGCUUAUAGCGCCAAGCAAAAUCAUGACUAAUCACAGUAUGAGUUGGUCACUCAGAUCAACAUUGUGUGUCUGCUACAAAGGAGUCUCAGACGCUGUAUAUGUUCCUUAUGCAACAAGAUGUGUCUUUCUUGGUUUGAGACAAGUUUCUGCAACUCAUAUGCACUUAUGGCAGUACAAUUAAUAAUAGACCCCAAGUAGUUAACUUAAAACUGAAGGCUGACAGAAAUAUAAAACUAUGGCAACCUUUGAAAUGAUAACAGCAUGAUGAUAAUUUUAUGGCAUACUAGAUAUUAUCUUAAGAGGUGCUGGCUCCUAAUGCACUUCUGUCAAGCAAACAGUGGGCGAGCCAAGGGGUGUCCACACCGGUGUCCAGGCUUAGCCUGGCCAUCCCAGUGAAAAUUGAAUGGCUCUACCACAGCAAGCAAAACGGGUACCCCUAAAAUGCUCCAAACUCUGUAAGUGAAGUGAUUUGUUUUAGACAACAGGAACUUUGUCUUUCUGAGCAGAGAGUAGGAAUUUUGAAGCCAUCUCAUCCCAGCAACUGUUAUGACUGAUGAUUUAAUUGAGCAUGACACGGAUGUUUUCUUAGAAUGUAUUGGCUAAAUAUUAUGAGCUUAAGCCUAAGUGCACAACUUUUAUAACAAGCUACUGUAUGAACAGAGUGCCCGAUUAGUGGCAAAACAAAAUAUAAUUUACUCUUGAUUCCUAUGCAAAAUAUAUCAUACUAAGUGUUGCUACAAUCACAAGGUUAAUUGUGUGCUGCUAUAUGACUUGAAAUGACAUUUACUGUACACGGUCUUGAGCCACAAUCUCAUGCUCUUUUCUUUAUUGAUCUUUUGAUAUUUUUCAUGUAUUUUACAGAUUUAAUUACAGUCUGUUUGGCUUGGAAUAUAAAUCUUUUCUCACACUUAACAAAGGCAUGAUGUGCAAAUUAGGGCCAUGGUCUUGGCCCUAAUUGGCCUAUCUUGGCCCAUGGUCUCGACUGUCUCAGAAGAGAAACAGCUGAAUUCACAGAAAUGUUGACAGGAUCUAGCAUAAGAAAUGGGCUUUUGCAAGCAUUUCAGAUUUCUCGAAAAAAUAAAAAAUAUUUUAUUCCCCUUCUAGCUAUACUCAUGCCCUACCUAGUAAUGAUGUGUAUAUAUUUAUUUUCCACUGUGCUAGCCUAAAGCAAUGAUGAAAAACUGAUCUUUUACACAAUGCUACAUCUACAACCAUCAGUCCUAUGUAAG